Racocetra fulgida is the source of this 474-nucleotide messenger RNA. The record is from the annotation of a GenBank genome assembly. NCBI's taxonomy places the organism in Eukaryota, Fungi, Glomeromycota, Glomeromycetes, Diversisporales, Gigasporaceae.
UACCACGAUAUCCUGGAUGCAAAUAAUAGGCAAGUAAAUGUUCAUCAAAAUCAAAUUUCUGGAUGGAUUUAUGGAAAAUGUCGUACAAGAUUGUCAGUAGAAAAUUUAAAUGCAAUUGCUCAGCUUCAUUCUUAUUAUAUUGCCAAUAAUAAAUCUGAAUUGUCAUUUUAUGAAAUUGGUAAAUCAGUUGAAGAUAUUCAACAAAUUUUAACUGAAGCAGAUCUUUAUGAAGAUAUUGAAGAAAUAACUUUUGAACAAGUUAUAGCAAAUGUAGAUUUAGAUAUGAUCGAUAAUGAUGAUAAUAGUAUUGCAUUUGAGGAAGAUAUUGUAUUAGAGGAAACAUUGAAUUUAUCAGAAUUACAAUUUUUACCAGAAGAGUCUGAGCAAAAUGAAAUAGAAUCUAAUAAUGAUAUGUCGCAAGACUUGGAUGAUAAUUGGUUAAUAGAUUUUGAAAAGGAGGAUGAUUAUGAUCCA